Molecule: messenger RNA, 1311 nt
Organism: Acanthocheilonema viteae
Lineage: Eukaryota; Metazoa; Nematoda; Chromadorea; Rhabditida; Onchocercidae
Source: the annotation of a GenBank genome assembly
AUGUCGAACAGAGAAAGCGCGGAGAGUGGAUCAAACAAUCUAAAUGAAUACUCCUCCAAUAUCUGCUCUAGCAUUACAGCCAGCGAUCUAAGCAGUGAACGUAAACUAAUCAGUGCAACAAGCACGUCUUUACCGAUUGCAACCGACGCAUCACAGCAAGGUGAACGAAGUAACAUAUCGGAAGCAGAUAUACAGUCGGUUCUGGGGCGAAAUGAGCAUUCCUUGAUGCAAGUCGACCUAAACAAAAAGAAGGAAGAGAAUAAUGAAUACGAACCGAAUGCGAUCCAUCCAUCAUUGGCAGAAUUUUUUCAGAAUUCUCGAAUUGACGCAUUUGGUUUCAUACGAAGUCCCAACAAUAUAAAUCGUGAAGCUACAGUGAACUUAGAGACGCUACGGAAACGUGAAAAGAAAUGGUUGCAUAUGCUUACAAAUUGGUCUUAUUUCAUGGACAACAAAUAUGAAAAAGUAAGGGAACGUUGCCGCAAAGGUAUACCUGCGUCAUUACGUGGUCGAGCUUGGAAGCACUUAUGCGGUGCUGCAUUCCAUAUGGAAUUUAGCAUAAACAAACACGUUUUUGAGGAAGUGAGUAGUCAGCCGGCUGACCCUCGAUGGAUUGAGGAUAUUAAGAAAGAUUUAAAUCGCCAAUUUCCGGAACAUGUCAUGUUUUCUCGUGCUGGACCUUAUGGAAAAGGAGGGAAAUCAGAUUUAUUCGAAUUACUUAAGGCAUAUACUGUGCUACAUCCUGAAGAAGGUUACUGUCAAGGACAAGCUCCUGUUGCUGCUGUUUUGCUCAUGCAUAUGCCAUUGCGUGAUGCUUUUUACUGUUUUGUACAAAUCUGUCACAAAUAUUUGCCGGGUUACUAUAGUGCCGGCCUUGAGGCAAUACAAAUCGAUGGUGACAUUUUAUUUCAAGUGUUGAAAGACAAAUCACGUUUUAGUUAUAGACAUUUGAAAAAACAUCGCGUUGAACCUGUACUUUAUAUGGUUGAAUGGUUUAUGUGUAUUUUCUGCCGAACUCUUCCGUGGCCGACAGUACUCCGAGUAUGGGAUAUGUUCUUUUGCGAAGGUGUUAAGGUACUGUUCAAGGUAGCAGUGGUUUUGUUUCGUUACGGUCUCCGUACAAAUGACCAGCUAAGAGAAUUUAACGACUUCCAUUCAAUUGUGACACGGCUCAAAAAUCUUCCUGAAAAAAUAAUGACUGAAGAUUUUCUUAUUCAAAAGGUCAUUGAUCUUGAUUUGGAUGACGUUGAACUGGAGAGGAUUCAUUUUAGAAUUAUGAAAACUCGACAGCUACGGCUGAAGCUGAAUUAA